Chaetura pelagica (chimney swift) is the source of this 1373-nucleotide messenger RNA. It is a transcript of the gene FAM81A, whose product is annotated as family with sequence similarity 81, member A. NCBI's taxonomy places the organism in Eukaryota, Metazoa, Chordata, Aves, Apodiformes, Apodidae. The record is from RefSeq and is a predicted model, not a curated record. The coding region runs from base 1 to 1122 and encodes 373 amino acids. The transcript has 8 exons.
AUGGAAAACAUUUCCCUCCAACGGGUUCGAAACAUACCGCUGCACAGCCAGGCGCUGACAGCGGUCCCACUGGCAUCUGCGAGCCUGGUGGAUCAGCUGGAAGACAGAAUCCUAAGCCAUGAGAAAACAACGGCAGCUCUUGUGGAACACGCUUUCCGCAUUAAGGAGGACAUUGUUUCCACCCUGCACAGAAUGCAGAACAAAGGGGGGGGCGACCGGCUGGCUCGGCAGCUCUUGGAAGAACAUAUCCGAAACAUAACAGCUAUAGUGAGGCAGCUUAAUCGGGACAUUGAGAUGCUGCAGGAACAGAUACGUGUCAGAGACAAUCUCAGCUAUGGAACAAAUUCUACCCUGAAGAGCCUGGAAAUGCGGCAACUUUCUGGUUUAGGAGAUCUGAGAGGAAGAGUUGCAAGGUGUGAUGCUGGGUUAGCCAGGCUGUCUGCAGAGCAUAAAAUUACGUACGAAAGACUUCAGAGCCUAUGUAAAGACCAACACACCUCCAAGCUGAUCUUAGAAUCUAAAAUCAAAGAGGCAGAAAUACAGAUUUCUCAUCUUCUGAGCAGAGUAGAGCAAUCAAUAAUGCAACAAGAAGCAAAGCUGAAGGUUGCUUACAAAGAGAGCAACCAACAGCUCCACCUCCUGGAUAUGAAAUUGAAAAACGCGAUUGAGGAGCUCAGCAGCCAGAUUUUGUCUACACGUAGCUGGUUGGAGCAGGAACGUGAAAGGAUUGAAAAAGAGCUUGUGCAAAAAAUAGACCAACUCUCACUGACUUUUAAGGAAAACACCGAAAUGAAUGAAAGAGCUAUAGAGAUGAAAUUCAACCAAAUGGCUGAGAAAAUUGACAAAAUAGAAGAAAUACAGAAGAUAACUAUAGAAGCACACGAAGCAAAACAGACUGAAGAAAAGAUAAAUAUUCGCAUUGAUAAACUUCAAAAUGAGAUUAAUGAAGAUAUAAAAGAAAUGAAAGCUGAAGUUAAUGCUGGAUUUGCAGCUAUCUAUGAGAGCAUUGGGUCUCUGCGGCAAGUUCUAGAAGCAAAAAUGAAGCUGGACAAAGAUGAACUACAGAAGCAGAUCCACCAAAUGAAGCUGGAGGUUCCAACAUGGGGAGAGGCUGGACCAUGACUGUAAGAUUUUUGUCUGAGGGAUUAACGUUUACCUGACUAAAGAGGCAGAUUAUAAUCCUGUUCCAAAUUAAACGCAUGUACCAAAUGACAUGCUGCUGUUGCACAGGUCCAUCUGUAUGUUUACUCAAAGAAGUAAAUGCAAGCUCCUCAAAGAUCAAGCUUUUAUGGGCUGAGGUGCUGAUUUGCCACUGCACUACUCUAGUUGCUCUCAGGAGAUUAACCACAGUGUAAAACUGGAGUAAUAUAUUG